GCCCGGCCCGGCCCGGCCGAGCCCCCGCUGCAGGGUGAGCUCGGAGCCCCGCUGCCCGCAGCGCCAUGGACAGCUUCCUGGAGGAGGAGGAGGACGAGGAGGCGCCGGCGGCGGUGGGGAAGAGAAGGAGGAGGAGCAGCCCCGGCGCCCCGGCGGCCCCGCAGCCGCCCCUGCGCCUGCCCUUCCUGCCGGAGCGGCCGGUAUCUUCCAACGAACACAAGUUAAACUUCAGGAAGAGUAAGGAAGCAUGUUUAAGUUACGUUCAGGAUGCCUUACUCCAAAAGCAGUGGAAAAGGGCUGCAGAGUUCCUGACCUGCUAUGUUGAGUCGCUAGAAAAGGACUAUUCCAGAGAACACAUUAGUCCAUCAGAGAUGAUUUGGAGAAUAGGAACUGAAAUUUUGUGGCAUCAUUCCCAAAGCAGCAUGAAAGAGUUCAACUGUUUCAUAGAACAGAUGAAAACUUUAGGAGUAAAAAGGUUCUUGAAGGUCUGCUUGGAGCAUGUCUUUCAUCUUCUCUGUAAUGGGCAAAUAGAUGAAGCCUACCAGAACCUGUCCCUGGCAGAAAGCUGGAGGUUUGGAGAGCAAACAGCCAUUCAGGAUAAGGAAAUGAAGCUGAUUCAGGCUUACAGAGGACUCUUGGACUACUAUAGCUGGUCUAAGCAAAAGAAUAUCCUGUUAGAGCAUGGUGAGGAUGGAUUUUCAGACUUGGCUGUUGAGCAGGAAAUGCACGGUUACUUUCGGAAGGCAGCAGUGAACUUGAAGGAGAUUAUUAAAAUACCUGGAGUCUGGGACAUCUUUGUGAAAAGCUAUGUGGAUUUGUUGGAGUUCUAUGGAGACCACAACGAGGCCCACCAAGUGUUAAAUGAAUAUGCCUACAACUCCAAGUUCCCUGCUAACCCCAAUGCUCAUGUCUACCUCUAUCAGUUCCUCAAGAGGCAGGGUGAAUCCAAGAAAUCCCUCAUAUCUGCACUGAAGAUCUUGCAUGAUAUUGUUCCUUCUCAUGAACUGAUGAUAGAUUUUAAUACCAUGCUUCAAAAAUCAAAGAAAAGAAAAAAACGUCGGCUGGGCCUAGAAGUUAUUUUUACAGCCUUGGAUUAUGCUGGCUGGAAAGAAAAUGCAAAAGCAUGGAGCUGUUUGGCAAGACAGGUGAAACAAAUUGUAAUCUCUGAGAAGCAUCUUGACUGGAUCAAGCAAGAGUGGAGCUCCAGGAAGGACUGGUGGCCAGCCUUCCAUUUUAGCCGUUACUUGGCAAAAAGGAAUUGGCAGGAAAAUAAAAGCCUUUCAUAUGAAAAAGCCCUGGUGGCUGGACUCCUACUGGGAAAGGAUUGCAAAUACUUUAAAUAUGUAUCACACCAAGGCUGCAAAGCUCAGUUGAAAAGGUUUCGGAUGCUGAAGAAGUUUGUGAACAGGCACAAUCUUGUCUACAUGAGAAUAUCUGGUCCUCCAGAUUCCUCUGUUCAGCCUUGAUGAGGUGGUGUCCUUAAGGUUCUUGGUGUACUUUUUCCUCUCUGUAAAAUGGACUUCUGUGUUGGCUACUCCAAAACUUCUAGGCAGACCCUAUUGAC
This is a messenger RNA of Ficedula albicollis (Collared flycatcher), 1564 nucleotides long. RefSeq names its product TATA-box binding protein associated factor, RNA polymerase I subunit A (gene TAF1A). Gene Ontology annotation, cellular component: RNA polymerase I transcription regulator complex. Gene Ontology annotation, biological process: transcription by RNA polymerase I. The transcript is spliced from 11 exons. The record is from RefSeq and is a predicted model, not a curated record. Lineage: Eukaryota; Metazoa; Chordata; Aves; Passeriformes; Muscicapidae. The coding region runs from base 66 to 1466 and encodes 466 amino acids.